Messenger RNA from Cetraspora pellucida, 197 nucleotides. The record is from the annotation of a GenBank genome assembly. Lineage: Eukaryota; Fungi; Glomeromycota; Glomeromycetes; Diversisporales; Gigasporaceae.
AUGAACCUGGGUGAUGUAUCUGAAGAAUUACAAGAGCUUACUGUAAUAGAAAAGAUCAACUUCAUUCCUGCACCUCUUCCAUCUUCUAAUAAAGAAAGUGUUAUUGCUGAUACUCUUGAUCAAAUGCAACCUAGUAAUAUUCCUAUUAUGUGGCUAAAUAUAGAUGGAAAUCUUAUUAAUGUGUUCCAAACUUCUAA